Messenger RNA from Paramecium pentaurelia, 1566 nucleotides. NCBI's taxonomy places the organism in Eukaryota, Ciliophora, Oligohymenophorea, Peniculida, Parameciidae. The record is from the annotation of a GenBank genome assembly.
AUGAACUUUUUAAAGAGAUUUGAUUAAUUUGGAGUGUCAUAUUAAUAAGAGAUAUUUAAAAAUGAAAAACAAUUUAAAAGUGCCUUUGGUGGAAUAACAUCUCUCUUAUUGUACACCUUAAGUAUGGUGUAUUUUUUUUAUAAAUUGUUUCUUUGGUUAAAUGGAGAUAUUUUACCAAGAGUUUCAAUUCAAAAGACAACAUAAAAUUAUGCUGAUGUAUCUUUUGAAUAUAAUCCAAUUAUUUUUUAAGUUGUAGGAAUGAGUGGAGAUAAUUUUAUUGAUCCAUUUUCUAAAACUGAAAAUAUCAUUACACCUUAUUUUUCUUAUGUUGAUGAUAUUGUGAUUUCUAAGAAAUAAUUGAUGUUAGAUUCUGGAAUACCUCCUACUAGAAAUGGAAUUUCAACUUCUAUUACUCCUUAAGAUAUAACAUUGGUUCUUAAUCAAUAAGGUGUUAGUUAAGAAUCUCCUAAAACUUAAAGAUAAUUAAUGAUUUUAUUUGAAUAAUGUGAUAGUUCUUAAUAUGAUAAUUGUGCUAAUAAAGAAAAAUAAGAAUAAUUCUUUAAACAACCUUUAAACACAUUUUUCUUGACUAUAUAAAUGUAAUAAUACAAUACUAAAUUGAAAGAUUUUGAAAUGAUUUCUAAAUAAAUCUACUUUAUUUUGGAUAAAGAAACUGCUCUAUACACUCAAUUAUUGUUUAAAAUAACAACAUCAAUUACAGAUACAGGUUUCUUUUUAGAAUCAAUCGAAAACUAAAAACUUAUUAGUGAUUUUUAAACUACAUCUUAAUAAUUACCUUAGAGUAAUUUUGAAUAGAGUUUUGGAAAUAAAUAUCUUGGAUUAUUCUUAAUUGGAAUAGAUAGUUUAUCUGAAACACAAUAAAUUAUUUAUCCUAAAUUAGGAGAGAUUCUAGCAGAUGUAGGUUCUAUCAUGUCUACACUUAUGAUGUUAAAAUUAAUAGUCAUUUAAAUAAACUCAAAAAUUUUAGAAGAUACUUUAUUAAAAACAAUCAUUAGUUAUUAUUAUCCAGAAAUAUAGUAAGUUUAAUUCAAAAGUAACUUUUUUGGUAAAAUAACAAGUAUUUCUAAGAAUGGUAAAUAGAUUUCAGAUAUUACUUCUUUUAUAAGGUUUUAUGAUUAAUUAAAAGAUAAUACAAAAGAAAAAUUAACCCUACUGAAUUAAAUAUAUGAAGUCUCAAGAAUUUAAUUUAUUCUAUAAUCAAUUUAAUCAAAAUAAGCAUUUAGACAGAGUCAUUUUGUAGGUAUACGACUAUAGAAUAAUAAUAUGGCAAAUCAGUCAUAUUAAAUUGAUUAUAAUGAAGGAUCAAUUAAUGCUCCCAAAAUAUUUUUGAAAUCAUCUGAAAAAAGUAAAGAUGAAAAGAAUGAAAUUAUUGUUCCUUAAAAUAAUAAAAAUCAACCAGAAACUAUUGAAUCUUUAAAAUAAGUUGAGAUUUUAACAGAUGAAGAUUUUACUAUAUUAUCUCAUAUAAAUCAUUUGAAAAAAUAAAUAGAAGACUAAGAUAAGACUAUUCCAAUCUUUUAUCAAAUUAAUACAAUAUUUAAUUGA